GAAUAUAAAACAGGUUGACUGCAGAUCAUGUGAGCCAAUCAACUUGGUACUUUUUUCAAUGUACUCAUUUUUCUCUCUUCCACGGCUCCAAAAGAUGGAAAUCUUUGCGUAGAAAUUAGGAAAAAAAAAAAGUUUAGGGCCUUUUAGGUACUUCAAAUUCAUAUCAGACACCAAUUAUUAAAGCCCCGUUGAAUUGUCUACGAGAAAUAGUAAAACAAACUGAUGCAGAAUAAUUCUUAUUUUAAUGCAAAUUUCGACCCCACUCACUAACCUACUCCCAUAGAUAGAUACAACAGGAAGGAAAAAAAAAUCGAGUUUUGACUUGAACAACGCAAAGCUCUGUUUUUUUUUUUUUUAGAUCUAUGAGAGUCGAGAAUUUCCCAUUUGAAUUCUGGGCGUGAUUCGAGCCUCGAGGAGCAUCCAUGGCGGAAUUCUUGUUCUGGGUUUUGAUGUGUCUGUUUCUGUGUCCUUGCGUGAAUGGGAGCGAAGAAGCGAAGAAGAGAUAUCCGCAGGAACCUCCGUGGAGGAUCCACACGCUGUUCUCGGUGGAAUGUCAGAACUACUUCGACUGGCAGACGGUUGGGCUCGUCCACAGCUUCAGGAAGGCCGGCCAACCCGGCCCAAUUACCCGCUUGCUCAGCUGUACGGACGACGAGAAGAAGAGUUACAGAGGGAUGAACUUGGCUCCUACCUUUGAGGUCCCUUCCAUGAGCAGACACCCCAAAACUAGUGACUGGUACCCUGCAAUUAAUAAGCCAGCAGGAGUAGUUCACUGGCUAGAGCAUAGUAAAGAAGCGGAGAAUGUAGACUGGGUUGUGAUUCUUGAUGCAGAUAUGAUCAUAAGAGGGCCAAUUAUACCAUGGGAAAUUGGUGCUGAGAAAGGCAGACCUGUUGCUGCAUAUUAUGGGUACUUGGUUGGAUGCGAUAAUAUUCUCGCUGAUUUGCACACAAAGCACCCCGAACUCUGUGAUAAAGUUGGUGGACUUUUAGCGAUGCAUAUAGACGAUCUUCGAAAACUAGCGCCCUUGUGGCUUUCGAAAACAGAAGAAGUGCGCGAAGAUAGAGCUCACUGGGCAACCAAUUUUACUGGUGAUAUCUAUGGGAAAGGGUGGAUCAGUGAGAUGUAUGGAUACUCAUUUGGUGCAGCCGAAGCAGGCCUUCGACACAAGAUCAAUGAUAAUUUGAUGAUCUACCCAGGCUAUAUUCCACGAGAAGGUGUCGAGCCUAUUCUCCUUCACUAUGGCUUGCCAUUUAAAGUGGGGAAUUGGUCUUUUAGCAAAUUAGAUCAUCAUGAAGAUGAUAUAGUUUAUAAAUGCGGGAAACUCUUCACUGAACCUCCUUAUCCUAAAGAGGUAAAGAUGAUGGAACCUGAUCCAAAUAAAAAGCGGUCUCUGCUUAUAAACACAGAGUGCAUUAACACUUUAAAUGAAGGUCUUUUAGCACAACAUGCAGCAGAUGGUUGCCCUUCACCGAAAUGGUCAAAGUACUUAAGUUUUCUUAAGAGCAACACUUUUGCUGAACUGACCAAGCCAAAACAUCCAACUCCUGCCAGUUUGGAACUUAUGGAGGACAGAAAACCGCAAGAGGUCACUUAUGAAGCUGAGAAGCCACAUCCAAAAAUCCACACCGUAUUCUCCACAGAAUGCACUCCUUACUUUGAGUGGCAGACUGUGGGACUUAUCCAUAGUUUCCGCCUGAGUGGUCAGCCUGGAAAUAUCACACGGCUUCUCAGCUGUACUGAUGAUGAUUUGAAACAAUACAAGGGCCAUGACCUGGCUCCCACUCAUUACAUUCCAUCCAUGAGCCGACAUCCAUUAACAGACGAUUGGUAUCCAGCAAUUAACAAACCAGCUGCAGUCCUUCACUGGCUUAAUCAUGCAGAAAUUGAUGCAGAGUUUAUAGUUAUCCUUGAUGCUGACAUGGUAAUGAGAGGUCCAAUUACACCAUGGGAAUUCAAAGCGGAACGUGGGCGCCCAGUUUCAACUCCCUAUGAAUACCUUAUUGGAUGUGACAAUGAGCUCGCAAAACUCCAUACUCGCCAUCCUGAGGCCUGUGAUAAGGUUGGGGGUGUGAUCAUCAUGCACAUAGAUGACCUCCGCAAAUUCGCUUUACUUUGGUUGCACAAAACCGAGGAAGUGAGGGCUGACAAAGAUCAUUACGCCACAAAUAUCACUGGCGACAUAUAUGCAUCCGGGUGGAUCAGUGAGAUGUAUGGUUACUCAUUUGGCGCAGCAGAGCUCAAGUUACGGCAUCUCAUAAGUGAUGAGAUAAUGAUAUACCCAGGAUAUGUUCCUGAACCUGGCGUCAAAUAUAGAGUUUUCCAUUAUGGAUUGGAAUUCCGUGUUGGGAAUUGGAGCUUUGACAAAGCAAAAUGGAGGGACACUGAUAUGGUAAACAGAUGCUGGGCCAAGUUUCCGGACCCACCUGAACCAUCGAUACUUAACGACACUGACAAAGAUAUAAUGCAGAGGGAUCUCCUUAGCAUAGAAUGUAUAAGAACAAUCAAUGAGGCAUUGCGGCUGCAUCACGAGAGAAGGAAAUGCCAGGACCCAAAUUCCCCACCUGCCACCUUAAACUCGGAUAAUACUACUACUACUACAGAAGUUGCGUAUUCACGGAAAUUUGGCAAGGUUGACACAAGUUAUACUGUAAAGAGCAACAAGGCGGAAACGAACACCUCUCGGGAAUUGUCAGAACCUACUCGGACAGAUGGUGGGUUUAGGCCAUUGGCCUUCUGGCUUGUUGUUCUGUGGGCGGUUUCCGGAUUGGGUUUCUUGGCAGUAUUAUUGUGCUUGUUUUCGGGUCAUAAAGGGAAAGGCACAAGAGGUAGGCACCAUAGAAACAAGAGAAAAGCUUGAAAUCUUCAUUUUAAAAUAAAAGGAAAAUGGCAGGUGUAUUACGAGUCUUACACAGAAGGAAAUCCACACCAAUAUUAAUUAAUGAUCAUAAUUUAUACAUAGGGUAGUAUCGAGAAGACAUCAAAGUUACAUAUUCCUUGGAAACGUUGUGCUUUCUUUCUGUGGGAUUACGAGUAAAGGUUCCAUCAAUAAUCUCUUCAUUGUAUUUUUCUCACUUUUUUGGAGGAUAACAUUCUGUAAAUUACGGGUGUCUACUCAUCCUUGAGAUUCUUUCUUUGUAGCUUGCUUACCCAAAAAAAAAAAAAAAAAAAUGUUCUUUGUAGUUUAAACACUCGUAUGUCGUUUACUAUGAUUGAUUCACACGUCGUUUUCAUUAGCUUAGGCAUAACUAUGUCAUUUUCUUUUUUAAUGAGCAACACAUGUUAUGUAAUAUUUAAUUUUUAUGGAUGGGAACACCUCGUUGUUGUAAACGAC
Molecule: messenger RNA, 3332 nt
Organism: Morus notabilis
Lineage: Eukaryota; Viridiplantae; Streptophyta; Magnoliopsida; Rosales; Moraceae
Product: peptidyl serine alpha-galactosyltransferase
Exons: 8
Coding region: 423-2858 (811 amino acids)
Molecular function (GO): glycosyltransferase activity
Source: RefSeq, a predicted model, not a curated record